CAUAAUAUUGGGGGUGUCUCUGCUUUCCUCUCAYAAUUUCAAUAACCGAACCAAAGAGUAGCUCAAAAUCAUCGAAGCUAUCAAAGCUCUUAGUGAUAUCCCUGAAAGCUAUCGCACCUUAGAAGAACUAACCAGCUACACAAUCCAACAAUGUCGAUUUUUCGAACUACCAUCCUUGCUGCUUUCCUAAUUACCGCAAGCAUCGCUGCUCCGGAGGAACCUUGCUUCGAUUACACUGAGGUUUUAAAAGCCGAGUUUCCCACUUGCACCGCAAGAUCUCUUUUCAGACAGAUAAAGAUGGCCUUCCGUGAACUAAGAGAAGUCAAUGGACGAUGCAGGGGGGGAGUCAAGCAUGAAUUGAUGGCGCUGACUGGCACUACUAGCAUUGAUGAUGUCCAUAAAGCUCUGCAAGACCUGUGCAAUGAGGCACUGGCCGAGGCAACGGAGGCAGUCAACGACGAAACUUGGAAUCGCUUGCAAGAGGAACCGUACAACAUAGACCUUAACGAAUUUUUCAAUGGGUAUGGACACUUGAACCUGGAGACGGGAAACUUUCGACAAUAUCCAUCAUCUUUCGAAAAGAGGGGUGGGUCAGAACGAUUCUUGUACAUCGGAGAAGAUCCCCGAUUGAACGACCACUACGCUACCACUGAAGCGUCGUAUUUGGGUGGUGAAGGAGUGAAURAAUUCUACAACGAAGAAGCCAAAAAGUUCUUCCUGCAGGCUCCCACAUCCAACUUUGAGCAGGGCUGCAGAUCCAACACGGCCAUGUGCUGCUGGCAACGUGACCGGCAGUACCUCGACAGGAAUGGAAAUUGUGGUUUUAACGAUUGCUCCAACCAAAACCCUAUGGACAACACCGACCUCUGUUGGACCGAAGAAGAUGGGACCAUCUUUCCCUACCCCGGAGAUGAGACCGAAAACGACUUGCACUGCCAUGGAUUUGCCUGGGGGAACGACGAUGGCGGCGUCAACACAGAAGCCAAAUGGAAUAACUUGUUCUUUGUGUCAAUGUAUGAUCAUCUGUACCAGCGUGGGUACGUAGAAUCAAUCACCAACGAUCCCAAGAUUGCGGGAGACCAGGUCAUGUGUGGAUGUGUUGAGGACAUGGCCCCAGUGGCCCGUGCUGAUUGUACCGAAGCGAUCGGGCUGUUGAACUACACAUCGUACUUCGACCCCGAGAAAAAAAGGCUCGCCAUCAAACACGUUCCCGAUAGCUUCGAAUUGAAUUUCCGCAGUUGCAGGGGAUACGAUUACAUGCCGUUUUACCAACCMAAGGACUACAAGGCAAAUCAAAACGACCUAGAUUUGGAAAAUUCCAACAAUGAUCUAGCCGCCUUCGUCUUCCGCCAAUAUCUCGAGGGAAAGAUGACGGAUGACCAAGUGGAUCUAGUCGAAAAGACUAUAAUUGGAUACCGCAAUCCCAAGGUGAACGAAAACGACGAAGAGCGAGAAAAAGCAUGUGCAAACGCUUAUAAAGAACGAUUCGGAAACGACAACUAUGUAGAGCGCGAAAUCGAGAUCGCCUGAACACCAACGCAAUAUGUUUCAACACGAAAGAAGUACGAAGUACAAGGCUAAAGCAAUACAAACCRCAAAGCAAAUACAGGGUGUAGGGCUGUACUAGUCAUAUGAAUAGGAAGAGCUGGUAGGACGUUCUCGCUCUGCUAGUUUUUCCAAUCCGAGAGGAAUGCAAAAGUAUUAGAAAAUCCAUUUCAGUAGACGAGUUCUGCGCUUCUUUUCACAAAAUGUUGACGGCUGUAUCCAUUUUAUCG
This is a messenger RNA of Pseudo-nitzschia multistriata, 1775 nucleotides long. NCBI's taxonomy places the organism in Eukaryota, Bacillariophyta, Bacillariophyceae, Bacillariales, Bacillariaceae. The record is from the annotation of a GenBank genome assembly.